Molecule: messenger RNA, 1023 nt
Organism: Rhagoletis pomonella (apple maggot)
Lineage: Eukaryota; Metazoa; Arthropoda; Insecta; Diptera; Tephritidae
Exons: 1
Coding region: 1-1023 (340 amino acids)
Source: RefSeq, a predicted model, not a curated record
AUGAUACGAUUUAUGUGUGACGAAUGUAUAACAUACAUACAAAACGUCGACCUGGUGCUACAAGUAAUGCAGAUGAGUGUAAAAAAAAAUAACUCUAUAUUAAACGAAUACAAGAGCGAAUUCGAAGAAACUAUGAAAAAAAGUCAAAAUGAGAUAAAGUCAUUAUUGGAAGCAGUUGAAACGCGGUAUACACAACGUGUUGCAAUGAUGGAAAAAUCUCAGAAAUUAUUUGAAAAAAAAAUUGGAGACGUAAACAACUUAUAUGAAAUGGUUGAAGAAGUAAAAAACAAAACUGAAACAAUCGGCAAAGACAAUGAAAAGAUGCAUAGUGAAAUCAAAAAGCUGAACAACAACACUAAUGAAAUACAAAUGUCAUAUGCAGAAACUAUUAAAAACAAUAUAAAGAAAAAGGCAUUGCCAGAGUUAAAAAACGAUGUUGCAAUAAUUGUGAAACCCAAAGUAAAGCAAGCGGUUGAAAAAACGAAAAUAUAUCUGAACAGCAAAGUUGAUCCCAAAAAUUUGAAUAUUUCGAAAAUUGUAUCAAAAAAUAAUGGUGUAAUGGUGAUUCAUAGUCAAAAUAAUGAUGAACGCGAAAAAAUCAAAGAUGCCAUUGAAAAAAACAUUGGCAAAGAAUAUGAAAUAAAAGUGCCAAAUUCAAUUCGUCCAAGCUUCUUAAUUGCAGGAAUGAAUUUUAAAUACGAAAAUAGCGAUUUAAUAGAAUCAAUAAAGAAGCAAAAUAAUAACCUGAUCCAAGGCUCAUUGAAAGUAUUGAAGCAGUUUGAAAGAAAUCGAGGCAACAUAAAGGUGUAUAAUGCAAUCAUCCAAAUAUAUAAAGAGGAUUUUACAAAAAUUCUUGCCGCCGAGCGAAUAAAUAUCGGGUGGGAUAGAUGUAAAGUCUUCGAUGCUAUUAAUGUACUAAUGUGCUACAAAUGCAAAGGAUUUAAUCAUAAAUCAGCCGACUGUAAAAACGAAGAAGCUUGCCACAAAUGCCACGGAAAACACAACGAUAAAACAUGUGAAUAA